Gasterosteus aculeatus aculeatus (three-spined stickleback) is the source of this 2431-nucleotide messenger RNA. The record is from RefSeq and is a predicted model, not a curated record. NCBI's taxonomy places the organism in Eukaryota, Metazoa, Chordata, Actinopteri, Perciformes, Gasterosteidae.
AAAUGGGUUACUCUGUUUUAUUUUGUUAUUGCUCGGAAAUAAGUUAUUUUAAUAAUAAUGAUUAUGUGUUUAAUGAUAAUGAUUUUAUGUGUUUGAAUGUAACCCCCCCCCCCCCGUGUCGUUUUUGAAAAGUUGCCCCGCUCUGACAUUGAGCGUCGUACAGGCUGUUACGUAACGCGCGUGCCGACGCCGCUGAGCAGAUGUUACAGUUGUUGAUGUUGCGCAAAGAAGGCAUCGUCUCACCACCGAAUAAGAAAUGGAAUAAAAUUCAAUUUAAUUGAAAAAAAUAAAUUAAAAAAGGCCUGUAUUAUUGAUAAAACAUGUGUAAGUAAAGUCAUUACCAAGAUAUUAUUGUUAUUACAAAACGGAACCAAUUACAAGAGCUUCCUUCAUUUGGCUUCAAAUCACUAAAUGAGACAACAGAAUUUAGUUUGUUAAAAAAACAACGUGUCACUAGUGGAUCGCCUGCACAGAUGAUUAUCGUACAUUUUCUCGCCUUUAACGAGUUGGACUCGUCGUGUCGACCUGUUACCGAGCUGUUCGUGCGCUGCAGCAGGUCUACGUGGAGCGCGUGAGCCGGGUCGGAGGUCAUGCUGCGGACGGAACCUGACCCCCGCGGCCUCUUUUCCUCCGGAGAGACGUCCGACAACGACUGUGGGGGGGAAGCGAGUGGCGAGGAGGCGGAUGCGGCGUGCGCGUGCGAGGCCGGCCCCUGCACCCUUUACUCGGAAGCCCACGCGCCCUCGAUGGAUGCACCGCUGCUGUGUGAACGCUGCGGGAAAAACAGGGUGAUGGUGACCCGGUACUCGGAGGGGUACGGCACAGAGGAGGAGUGCGUGGUGUCCGACCCUCAGGGGGAGAGCGACGCGGACGCCGAUAUAGAGGACACGGAUUGCAGACUCCAGGAGCCGGGUCCCCUCCAGCGAAUCAGCUCGCGGAGACGCAAGCGUCCUCGCGUCGCGCGGCAAGACACCACCGAGAGCGAGGACGACGGCGGGCGGAGCUGCCGGACGCACCGCUGGACCCUCAGGCUGAGCCCCGCCAGGGCGCACAGCAGGACCAUCCCGGAGGAGAGCGUCUCGCAGGUCAGGCCGCUGGUCAUCCUGCGGCCCGGCGCCGAGGGGCCGGCGGAGCUCCCACGAGGCUCCGGGCGCCCGGCGUCUUUGUGGCCGCCGCCCCCCUCCGUCCCGCUCGCCCUCCUCCUCCUCCUGCUGCUGCCGCUCUCCCUCGUCGCCGCCAUCGUUAUCGUGUCCCUCCUCCGGCCGCGGGCCGGCGCUUGAGCCGACACUUCUGCUACAGGAGGGUGGUGCCAUUACGAAAAGAAAAAAAAAAGGCUCUGCACACUCCCACAAUGCAGUGCGGCACAAAGAUAUGGUGCUUCGUAGAGGAGAGUUAGAUAUGUUUUAAUAGACGAAGCCAUCCACGUUUUAUGGUGAGUUUUGUCUCAGAAAAUACAGAUGUUGGCUGAUGUUUUGGGGGCUUUGUUCUAACCAGAGAGGAACGGGAUCGGAUGCAUUCGUUCCUCUGCACAGACUCAGAAUCUCAGCGCUCGCUUCUGCCUCGCGAAAAUCUCACCUCCCGUCUCGCUUUCUCACCCCCUCCUCCUGUAAAAAUAGACCCUCGACUCGUCUCACUCCUUAUUCUAAUGAGCCGCGGGAGGGAAUCUGCAGGAGGUUUCAGGGCUUCACCGGUACGUCCGACCAAAGGGAAAAACACGCCAUCGGUGGGGCAAAUGGUGACGCCGCUAAAACUAUGCAAUACUUCUGCUCCCAGCGCAGCAUCUUCAGUGCUGUCAAAAGAAGUCUCCCAUUUCUUUUGGCACUGUCGUCACCCGGUGGCCCCCUCGCCUUUUCUCUUUGGAAUACAGGGAGUCAUGGUUUUAAAAUAGAGCAUGACCAAGUUGCAAAGGCAACAACACAGGAGGUGCGAUGCAGCUCAUGAGCCGGCAGCACAUCUGUUGCUUUACUAAGCGCAGCACGUGUGCGCUUUUUCUUCUUGCAGAUCCUUCUUCUUCUCCCACAUCUUCCUGCACUCGUGUGUUUUCAGUUAAACAUUUUGUGAAAGUUAAUUUCGUUGAAGCAAUUUAAACACUUUAAACCACCUCUCUCAAUUGUUUACUUUUAUGUUGAAUGAUAAUAUUUAUGGUAUAUCUGUAUUUAUGAAUUAUUAUUUAAGAAGAUAAGUUGACACCACUCAUUCCAAGCUGUUGUAAUUAAAGUUUUGGCUUUUUCUGGACUGUAUGUUUUACAUGAUGCUGUUUUUUCAAAGUUGUGAUUUUUUUUGUUCCACAGUUGCUCGUAUCCAUCUAAAUGUUCAUUCCCAAUCGAGUUUAUAACUGUGCUUAACAGCCUGUUUGUGCCUGUCCUAAAUGUCUGUGUGUUCACUGUGGUGUUUCACGGGAUUCAUUAAAACUAUUGUAUUUUGACAAGAA